Molecule: messenger RNA, 2301 nt
Organism: Calidris pugnax (ruff)
Lineage: Eukaryota; Metazoa; Chordata; Aves; Charadriiformes; Scolopacidae
Product: chromosome unknown open reading frame, human C5orf34
Exons: 12
Coding region: 23-1912 (629 amino acids)
Source: RefSeq, a predicted model, not a curated record
UGCCCGCCCCGGGGGGGGAGGGAUGGCGGCGGAGCGGGUGAUGGUGCUGUUCGGGGACGGCUCGGUGGAGGUGCAUUACGCGGCGGGGUCCCGCCUGCUGCUCUCCCCCUGCGGCUGCGAGUACCUGCACCGAGCGGCGCUGCCCGCCGCACACCGCCCGCAGACCGGCCGCCGGCGGGUGGCCUUCGCCCUCAGCGCCUGCCGGGAAGAAGUGGUGCGAGCUCUGGAUUUCCGGAACCGGUUCUGUUCCCCCCCGUACUUACCCGCGCGGGUGAUACCUGCGGAGAGGAAAAGGAUUCUUUGUAGUGAUAUCUUAGAAAUUAGAUGGCCUGACCCUGCUACGGCUGAUCUGACAAGAUGUAUAGACAACGGCAGGGUGAAGAUCUCAUCGGUAGAUGGUUAUGCUCACCUUUACCUGUCAGAAUUGCAGCAAGAAUUUACAGUGGAGUUCUUAUGCAAAGUCAGCCAGUCAUCUGCAGCAUCCUUACGCUCCUCUCAGAAGAGCAGCAACUACCAAACCAGAGAUCAGUAUGGAAAAUCAAGUAAAAAUUCUGUUGCAGAAACGUCAUUGAAACAAAUGAGAAUAGAGAAUGAGAAGAACGAACAUGGUUGUUCUGAAGGUAGAUACAGAGAACCAACUGAACCAAGGGACCAGAAAGACAGAGGUGGAGUCCCUGGGUUCUACACAAAUUGUUCUUUUGAAUACACAUGGGUUACGCAGUGUUGGUCUGUUUCCUCCUACCCAGAAGAAUGGAAAUACCCUUUGUUGUUGGCACUAACGUGCUACAACUCACAUACGGAUAAGAACGCGGCGAAGGCCUGUGAGAACAACAACCACACAUCUAUAGAGGCUGAUGUAUUAACAGACCCAGGAACACAUGAAACAGUUUCUCGUUUACCUGCAGCUUUGCCACUCAGCUGCAGAGCCCCACAUUUACACAGGUGGACUUUCUGCGACUUCUUUCAGAAUCAAGAUACUGGAAACUAUUCAUGCCCUCAGCUAAUUCAAAUUGUAUGGUGCCAGGGUGUUUUUUAUAGAUUUAUCCAUGGUAGGACAAACAUAACAGAAAUUUAUCCUGGUGAUGGCUCAUUUUUCAAGUCAGAGGGAGCAUUUUUGGGAAACUAUUUUGUACAUUAUGAAAUCCAGAAAGGCACAAAGAAGAGAGAAGAAAAGAUGUAUUCGGUGAACAGCCUGCCUCCUGAUGUACCAGGAAAUCCUUACUCUGUAUCCUCCAUUAUUACUCAGGCAACCAAAAUACUUCAGUACUGCUACAAGACUAAGCUGUCAUUAAGUCAUAACUAUUAUCUCUGCUGCUGGAAAAUGGUACCUGAGACAGACGGACGAGAAAUGUUGCCGGUUUCGCUGUAUGAAAAGGUUGUUCCCAGCGUAGGAAGACUCGUCGUGUACUCAGAUCAUAAAGUCCAUGCUGCUUUUUGGGAUGGGGUGACCUUGAAUAUGGUCUGGGAUUUCAGCUCUUCCUCUAGUGAGAUCCAGGUAAAUGAAGAUGUGGGCUGGUGUAAGUUAACUACUCCUGAUGGGCUACAGCAGUUAAUACAAAUGAGUCACCCUGGAGUCUAUGAAAGGUACAUCAGAACAGCAAUAGAAUGGUGCAGAGGUUUGAAUGAGAGGAAGGAGAUUCCUGAAUACACUGCACACUCUGUAACUGAAGGAAAUUGGUCUGCUGAUGCUGAGCUCGAAAAAAUACAGAGAUUUACCUUUUUAUUGGAUAAUACCAAUGUUCUGGAAGGGACAUCUGCUGCAAAACCCAAUCCAUCUGGUAUUACUGUCAGAAAAACAGAAAACGGGAGCGAGAUGGAAGCAAUCAGUGAAGCCUGCGUCUUGGAGGCUUUGGAGAAAACUUCUAAAGCAAUUCAGGAUAUUGAGUCUCUGCUUGCAGCUGCUGGGAAGUGAAGCCUCACCACGUACCAUGUGAAGACCUGUGUCCCUGCCUUUUGUGGGAGCUGCCCUGGCUGUGGCCGAGGAGGCUCCGAGGUGAAGGCGGAGGGAUGAGCUGCCAUUCCAACACCACAGCAGGACCACACGAAGUCUUAGGAUGCUGCGGUUGCGUAUUGUGGACAGGCAAGAAGAACAGGUGAAACAAUCGAUACAUCAGUGCUGACCUGACAACGCUGCUUUUAGGUGUAGGAAUGCCUUUGUCUGGAUGGAUUGAUUUUGCAGAGGAUUCUGCACGCCACUCGCUCUGCUUAAGUGACUAGGGCCGGGGACACGCGGUUUUAACUGUAAAAACGUGCUUUUAUUCAGAAACUGACACCAAGUGCCGAAUAAAAUGUUUUUCAUAA